UCGGACAGAUCAGUUUUUUUCUGUCGGACAGCGCCGCUGCAGAACUAUGAACUUAAGGGUCAAAGAGAUGAACAGAGGAACAAGGAAUCUGAAACAAGCAGCAGCUUUCGAGCAGGAUUUCACGCUUAAGCAAUGUCAGAGUAUUUCCCAGGUAAGGGAUGCAAAAGCAGACAACAACUCAUCAACAUUGUUUAAACGGAAGAAAAGAAGAGCUAAUCGCGCGUAUAACCUGUUGGUCAUGCGCUGUUAUUUGGGUCUGCCUCUCAGAACAAAAAAAAGAAGAAGAUAUAUGUCCGAGAUUCCUCUCGAUCUUUUGGUCGAAAUUCUCAUCAGACUGCCGGGAAAGUACUUGGCGAGGUCCAAGUGCGUCUCAAAGCAGUGGUCAUCCCUCAUCUCUUCUCGGUAUUUUUGCGAACGUUUACUUACGAUCACACAACGGAAACAACAACCACAUCUAUACAUGUGUUUGGUGGAUAAAGACGGGCAACGUGAACUUCUGUCCAUGUCAUCAACGUCUCCAGACAACACUUGUUUCGUGGUCGACCAAGAUUUGAGCAUCCCAGGGAUGGGAGGCUUCCUCUUGAGCGGCCUCCACGGCUUGAUGUGUUUCUCAAUGCGUAAAAGUGCUUGUAUAUACAACCCCACCACCGGACAACGCUUGAUCUUACCCAAGAUUAUGCCCGACAUCAUAGCCGAACCAGGUCAAAUUCAGUGUAUUAAGCGGUACCAUAUCGGAUACGACCCUGUUGAUAAUCAACACAAACUCUUAUGUUCAGUUGUUAUAUAUUCGGAAAAUUUUUUUAAUCUGAAGACAGAGCACUGGGUGUUCGUACUAGAAGCUGGAGGUUCGUGGAAAAAGGUUGUUCCACAUGAGAUUUGUCGUCCUCACUCCCCUUUCGUACCAGGCAUAUCUAUCAGUGGAUCAGUAGUAUAUUAUUUGGCGUGGCAUAAUAUGUACACUUACGCGAUUGUGAGUUUUGACGUUAGGUCUGAAGAGUUUACUACCAUCAUAGCACCUGUGGAUGUCAGAUAUCAUAUUCCCGCACUUCAGAUGUGGGCAGAACUUAUAGAGUAUGGUGGGAAAAUAGCCAUUUUCGAAUAUACCUACUUAAAAUCUGAGGGUACGACGGUAUUAUGGAUAUUGGAAGAUGCUGAGAAAAAGGAAUGGUCGACGAGGAGCCUUGUUUUGCAGCCUUGUCAGAUGCAUUUAGUCCAAGAUAUUGAUUUGAUUGUAAAGGGCACAACUCAGGACGGCAAAGUUAUUUUGGCACCUUUGGAGAUGCAUUCUGGAUUCUACAUUUUGCGUUAUGAUUUGCAAAGCAAUGGCUUGAGUAAGGUUGAAAUCAAAGGAAUACCACAACGUUGGUUUGACAAAGAAUGCUACUUUGACUUGAGGUUGGUGAAUGAGAGUAGUGUCAUCGACUUGGAAACUUAGCACUUGUUGUUUUUAUUCACUUGAUUUUGCUUCGCUUUGUUCUCCAGUGUUGUCUACCGCUUUUUAGGGGUAAUUAUUCCCUGUGAAAUUGCUAAUAACAUCUACGGAUGAGGUGAGAUGACAUCAUGUUUCUGUUGUAGAGAUGAAUAAUAACUCUUAUGCCUUGUUUUUUCCUUUUUAAA
Molecule: messenger RNA, 1617 nt
Organism: Brassica oleracea var. oleracea
Lineage: Eukaryota; Viridiplantae; Streptophyta; Magnoliopsida; Brassicales; Brassicaceae
Product: F-box protein At2g40910-like
Exons: 2
Coding region: 47-1435 (462 amino acids)
Molecular function (GO): protein binding
Source: RefSeq, a predicted model, not a curated record